GAACUUUGUCCAAUAGGAUUAACAAAGAAUAAGAAUUAACCAUUUGGAUUCGUUUGUACGUUUGAUUUGAUCUAUCAAUAAGUUAAUACGAAAUAUCUCAUGAAGAUUUCGAUAGUUAAUUAAUAUUGUGCACUUUGUUAUCAUUCUUCAUAAAUAAUUAACUGAGUGAUAUAACAAGACACUAAAAUGAUGGGAUCUAAAAAUGGCGAAUGCAUUUAAUUUCUAAAAACGAUAUGGAUUGUUGACAAUCCAUAUUAAUGAAAUUCGAUCUUCUAGAAUGAUAUGAUCAUUUUUACUAUAUAGAUAAAAAAAAGAUAAGAUGAAUGCAGAUUGAAAAAAAAUGAUCGCCAAAAUUAACGAGAAAAAUUAAUUUACUCUUGUAGGAAUGAAAAUCAAUAUAGUGCGACAGAGCCCUCCAUGAUAUCUCAGAAAUCUCCGCCGUUGGUGUUCUUGCUGCGGCUGGAAAAUUUCGAGGUUAUGGUCUCUGAAAUACAUUAGAAGGUGAAACUACUGGCGUUCUAUUUUUGUACGAAGGAAAAGUGUUUAUUCUUACCGAAAGUGGGUGCACGGAUUACGCAUUAUAAUGCGUCUGAAUGCGAAGAGAUCUUACAAGGUGCUAUGAAAUAGAACGAAGAUGAACAAAAAGAAGUCUCAUUCUUCUUCGAAGCAGAACUAUCAUCAAAGACAAACGUCGGUGGUGAAAGCGAGAAAAAAGCUCAAUGCUUUGUGCGACCAAGUUUUUCACAUCUACUUUAUCAGGUCACACGAGGGUGGGGAUCAACGUUUGCGAUACUUAUCGUCGGAUUAAGCAAUUUCUUGUCCAAUAACUGGGUGAGCUGCGAUCCUGCGUAUGACACACAGCUAUGGGAUUAUUAUAUGAAUAUCACACCAAGUUUAAUACUAAUUACCUACAACACUAGUUAUUUACAACCGAUGAAGACAAAGCUAUCAAAACAAUCCCGGGGGGUUGGACAAUUCAUGAGCUGGCUGAAAGAGAAUGAUGUUAACGUAGAUGGAGCAAGUAUAGUUGGAUUUACAGGAUACGACUUAGGUCUAAGGGCAGAACGUGAUUUUUUAGAGAAUGAACUUAUUUUGGAAAUACCUAGGAAACUUAUAUUUAGUACUCAAACAGCUGCCCCUGAGUUAGAAAGUUUUCAACGUGAUCCAUUGAUACAACAAAUGCCACAAGUGGCAUUAGCCAUUGCUUUGCUCGUUGAAAAGUAUAAAGAAAAUUCAAAAUGGAAAUCUUAUUUUGAUAUUCUUCCCACUAGUUAUAAUACAGUACUCUAUAUGAAUCUGCUUGAAAUGAAGGAGCUUAAAGGCAGUCUAACAUUAGAAACUGCUUUGAAACAAGUCAGAAAUAUUACACGACAAUACACUUAUUUUAAUAGAGUUUUUCAAAAUGGAAACGAUGCAGUAUCUAACUUGCUCAGGGAUUUUUUUUCUUAUGAUGAUUAUAUUUGGGCCGUUUCUACAGUAAUGACAAGACAAAAUUUAAUCCCAAGUGAAGAUGGAUCCAGUAUGAUACAUGCUUUGAUACCAAUGUGGGAUAUGUGUAAUCAUGAAGAAGGAAGGAUAACUACAGGUUUUAAUACAACUUCUGAUUGUUGCGAAUGUUAUGCCAUGAGAGAUUUUAAAAAAGGAGAACAGAUAUUCAUCAGUUAUGGUUCAAGAACUAAUUCCGAUUUUCUAGUACAUUCAGGAUUCGUUUGUCUAGAAAAUAAAAAGGAUGGCGUUAGACUACCUCUUGGUAUCAGUAAAUCAGAUCCACUUAGAAAAGAACGUAUUGAGCUUUUAGAAAAAUUAGGAUUACCGGCGACCGGUGACUUUUUAUUAAAAGCUGGCACUGAACCAAUUUCGGAUUCGCUUCUGGCAUUUCUUCGUGUCUUUAACAUGAGAAAAAUAGAACUUACCCAUUGGUUGAAAUCGGAUAAAGUUACUGAUUUAAAACACGUUGAUUGUGCUUUAGAUACCAUUGUCGAAGAAAACGUGAUGAAGUUUUUAUUAGACAGAUUAAAAUUACUAAUUGCUAAAUAUCCUUCAACAAUAGAGGAGGACUUAGAGAAACUCAAUACCAGAUUACCGAAGAUGCAACGCUUGAUCGUACAAUUGAGAGUAUCCGAAAUGAAAAUUCUAUUGAGCGCACUCGAUUAUGUAGGACAAUGGUUAAAAGUCUGAAAAAUGAGAGCCACAAAAAUGACAAAUGAGGAAAUGACUAUCUUCUACUAUUGUCAUAUGAAGAAUCUCUCUCUCUCUCUCUCUCUCUCUCUCUCUCUCUCUCUCUCUCUCUCUCUCUCUCUCUCUCUCUCUCUCUCUCUCUCUCUCUCUCUCUCUCUCUCUCUCUCUCUCUCUCUCUCUCUCUCUCUCUCUCUCUCUCUCUCUCGAAUGUAAUUUUAUUUUUACAGUUACAAGUUAUCUCUAUAAUACUUCGGGAUGAUAAAAGUCGGAUAUGAGGAAAAAAUCUUUGCAAUAUGAUAAAACUAGGAUAAGAAAACGGAGAGAAAGUGAAAACGAGAAUCAAUGUUAAAUGCAUUUAACAAAAAAAAAACAAAAAAAAAACAAAAAACAAAAACAAAAAAAAACAAAAAAAAAUAAAUAAAAGAAGAAUUAAAGCGAGAUGCUGUAUAUGUAGACGAAAAAAAAGUAAGUUUGAUUGCAAAAGUUUUAAUGCACGUAUAUAGAAUAUACCUCGACUUUUAUUUUUCAAUGAAAAACAACGAUCGCAAAACGCUAGACUAUAUUUCAUAUUGCCUUUCGUCGACAUAUGCUGUGUUCUUAUCGGAACCAUUUUUCUCAGUGGAAUAGUGAUCGAUCGAUCGAUAGAUCGUAAUGAUUUACUAACAACUAUGAGCUCGACAAGUUGCUGUAUUUAAUAAUAAGUAUAUCAAAAAAAGAAAAAAAAGUGGUUAUUAUGAAUAAGCUUUUAUUUUUUUUAAAGAGAAUACUUAAGGAAACUUAACUCUUUAUAUCAUCCAAUAUUUUAUAGCAUAGCUAUGCUACCAUAUAGAUCUGUAAUUACAAGUACAUUGUACAUUAUAAAGAUUUUUGCGAAGGUGUUAUUACGUGACUGAGUCAUAGUACCAAAAAAAAAAAGUAACAAAGAAGAAAAUACAAAAAAUAAUAAAAUCUAACAUAACAUCUUAAAUGCUUCCUAAUCAUUAAGGUUUCAUCUCUGUAUGACAAUGCAAGAGAAGUUGGAGAUAUACUUGUGCAUUACGUUAAAAUGCGUAUGCUUAUACAGAAAUUAUACAUCUCUAUACAAUGUUUUAGAUGUUCUAUAAUGUAAAGAACGAACGGAUUGAGACAAAAAAAAAAGAAUAAUAUAACGGUAUAUUAUUUUGAGAGUACAUUAUUUAAUAAUCGAAAAUUUUUGAUGCCCACUCCUUUUUAUGCGCAAGGGUACAGACAAAUUAGAGAAGCAUCAUUAAAGCAUUUGACAUUGUGCAAGCUACCCUGUUUGAACAAUUAAUAAAAUCAAAUUCUUAUAAUAUUAUUUUUUCCGAAUAAAAUUUUAUAAAAUAAAUACAUUGCUUAUAAGCAUAUAAUUAUAAAUUUAACGUAUCAUUUUAAUAUGAUUUAUAAUAAUAAUAAUUUGUGUGCCUCUAUCAUAAAUUCGGGAACUUACUAACUCUUAACAUAGACAUUUAUAUAUUGAGUUUCAACAACAGUACGAUUUAAUUUCUAUAACGUAAUUAUGUGUUAUAUAUUCGUAAGAGUAUAAAAUGUAUGUUUAAAAUUAUUACACAUUUGUAUUCCAAUUUUUCGUACUUCGCAGGAGCAAUUAGUAGCGAUUCACAGCCAAAGUACUUGUCCACACUGUUGUACCGACGUGUAAUCUGCUGCUUGCUUUAAAAGUAAUUAUUGUUAUUUAAUUAAACUAACAUUUCGACCGCCCGUAUAACAAAUAGGCGCUUCGCAUAGG
Vespa velutina is the source of this 3922-nucleotide messenger RNA. It is a transcript of the gene Setd3, whose product is annotated as actin-histidine N-methyltransferase. Gene Ontology annotation, biological process: actin modification; peptidyl-lysine dimethylation; peptidyl-lysine trimethylation. The record is from RefSeq and is a predicted model, not a curated record. NCBI's taxonomy places the organism in Eukaryota, Metazoa, Arthropoda, Insecta, Hymenoptera, Vespidae. Gene Ontology annotation, molecular function: histone H3K36 methyltransferase activity; protein binding; protein-L-histidine N-tele-methyltransferase activity. The transcript is spliced from 8 exons. Bases 877 to 2178 code for a protein of 433 amino acids.